Glarea lozoyensis ATCC 20868 is the source of this 1860-nucleotide messenger RNA. RefSeq names its product Di-copper centre-containing. Gene Ontology annotation, molecular function: oxidoreductase activity. The transcript is spliced from 8 exons. Lineage: Eukaryota; Fungi; Ascomycota; Leotiomycetes; Helotiales; Helotiaceae. The record is from RefSeq and is a predicted model, not a curated record. The coding region runs from base 1 to 1860 and encodes 619 amino acids.
AUGGCAAAUGUUCUGGAAAGAGAUAGACGAGGAUGGACUACCAUGGACUAUUGUAAGCAGAUCUUCAAGGGGGAGAUUAAGCUUAUGUUUAGGGAGUUUACUUCUGUGGUACAAUAUAUAAAUGAAGAUGGAGUAUUUGGGAUUUUGGACGUUAGCUUGCUUUUGCAUUCUCUUUCUGUCACGGUCAUGUUUUUAAAGAAUUUUCUUGCGUCUACUGUGCUUACUUUGACGGCGAUUAAUGUUGUGGACGCAAAAUAUGGCUUGGUGCCUGUAAAGACGGGUAUUAAUGCGCAGACUGGUGCAAGGCCUUUUCGCAGGAAUAUUUUGGAUCUUCAGAAUGAUGCUCCUGCAUGGUCUCUUUAUAUACAAGCGCUAAAUGCUAUGCAAGCGACUCCAGAGGAUGAACUACUUUCGUACUUCCAAAUCGCUGGAAUACAUGGACGACCCUAUUACUCGUGGGAUGGAUAUGAGUGGAAUCCUGACGCUCCAUUGAUAGGGUAUUGUACACAUCACAAUACGUUGUUUCCCACGUGGCAUCGUCCGUAUCUUGCUUUAUUCGAGCGAAUUCUAGCAGACCAUGCUCAAAAGGUAGCUGAAAGCUAUAACCUCCCUCUCUAUCAAAACGCAGCAGACAAUCUCCGCAUACCCUACUGGGACUGGGCCGAGCUUCCUAACCUCCCAGAUGUAGUCACCACUCCUAACAUCACGAUCACCAUUCCCUCUGGACCGACCACCGUCAAGAAUCCGCUCUACGAAUACGCCUUCCAAACAUUUCCCCUCAAUGAAACACUGUUUCCUGGCGAUAAAGACGCGAGAUUGUCGACUUAUUCGCGGACUGUGAGACAGCCGGAUAAUGAUGGGGUUUCGCAGCAUGGAGCGGCGAAUAGUGAUCUUGGGGGGAGGUCGUUAAGGAAGAAUACGUAUGAUGUUUUCGCUAAGGUGAGUAGUUAUAACACCAUGGCGACUGGUGCUACGGCGGGGGUUUCUUUUGAGUAUCCACAUGGGAAUGUUCAUACGUCGAUUGGAGGAGGUUCUGGCUUUUUUGACGCCGGUCAUAUGUCAUCAGUAGCCUACUCAGCAUACGACCCCAUCUUCUGGCUCCACCACACGAACGUGGACCGUCUCACCUCCAUGUGGCAAGCCAUCAACCCGUCCUCCUUCCUCGUCCCCUCGCUAGACGAAACAGGCACCUUCACCCACCCCAUCAACCUCGACCUCACCGUCUCCGAACCACUCAUCCCUUUCACCACUCCCAGUGGCUCACCUUACACCUCCACCUCCUCGCGCUACCUCGCCGAUUUCGGGUACGCAUACCCCGAACUCCAGGACUGGCUCCUCAGCCCCGAGGAACUGAGGAAGAACGUUACCGCGUGGGUGAACACGCACUACAACCCAGCUCCCAAAACUCGAAAGUUGAGACGCCAGAGCGCGGUGCGGAAGGAAUGGAGUGUAGCUAUCUCGGCGCUGGGAACGGCGUUUGGACUCACGGAGAAAUACAUCGUCGAACUGUCCAUCAACGGCACGAAAUUCGGUGAUGUGUUCGUGGCGCCGCCUGCAGCCGCAGAGGCAGAGGGUCAUAGUUUGAACGCGACGACGAAUUUCGAGGUUGAUCUUACAGACGUCCUCGCUAAGCACAGAGUUAAUGGUGAGGAUGUGAAUGCCGUGACUGGGUUUUUGAAAACGGGGUUGGGAUGUUCGGCUAGACAAGGCGAUGGAACGAUAACGUCUGGAGAGAAGGUUCCUGGCCUGAAGGCGCUAGUGAGUGAAAUGGCUGUCACGCCCGCGGGCGACGUGACGGAGUUUCCGGGGUAUGGGGAGAGGAGGGAGUAUCCUGAGAUCUUGGCGGAGAUGGGGGCAUAG